AUGACUGAUCGGCUGCGAGAAGCGCUGCGGGCACUAUCUGAGGUAGAGAAAGCAAAGGCGGAGCUCGCCAAGAAGUCUGCAGCCGCCACCGCCACGUCAGGCCAGAACUUCUCUACAAGUGUUGGAGAGGGCCGUGUAGCGCCUAGCUCAGCUGCGAAGGCGCAUCACCCUAGCGCUGCUGUUCCUCCCGCAGCGGUUUCUGCAACGCCUCAGCUAGAAGAGCUGACGUCAAGCGAUGGUGGCAGCUCCGGCAGUAGUAGAUCAGGCAACGACGUCAGUGCUGGUGGGACCGUGAAUGCUACCUCGACGCAGAGCGCUAGCACGGCGACGUCAUCAUGGAUUCGAAACAAGAAGCCCAAGUUUUGGGCUCUCGUCAAUGAGGCCGGCGCUGACGACGUGGAGGCCGGCGGCAGCGGCGAACGACUCGCAACGGCCACGACAGCCUCCACGGCCGCUGGCAGUGCAGCGGCGGCAUCAUCGAGCACCGAAGCUUCUCCUUCGGCCAGCACGGCAGUCAGCGCGCCGUUGGCAGCAAUGCCACCCACGCUUGCUGGUGAAGCUUCACCCUCGGAUGCGGCGACCGGAUCUUCUUUGCCCUCGAGCGCGGCUGCUAGCGCUGCCUCCUCCGCCACUGUCGGUGCUCGGAAGGAUGCAGACUCGCCGAGCUCACUAAAAGCAACCGGCCGCGCCGUUACGGCGCACAGCGUCCGCAUCUCGACGUCGGUCUCGCCGUUCCGCAACCGCUACAAGCGUGACGUGGCGCAUGUGCUGUCGGAGCUGCUGAACAGCGACCCCACGCUGGGGCCCCAGCUGCUGGGUCAGCUGUCCGCCGAGAGCCGACGCCUGCUACUCAUCAUGGGGGCGGCCAGCGAGUACUUUGGUGUGGAUUACGAGGAGGUGGCCGAGCAGGUGAAGGUGGCGGACACGGACAGAGACAACUCUAUUUCCUCCAAGGAGUACGAUGCCUGGGUGCGGCGCAUGGCGGACUCGACGCCGGCGAAGCGUCGCCAUGCAAAGGAGAGCCAGGCAAGCGCGGGAACUUCGGACCCGGUGCUGGCGUCGGCCUCCGCCUCUGCUCAGGGCGCCGCUGCGGUAGUCACAGCUGCACCGCCGUCGAUGCCCUCGACGGCGCCCCAGAGCAGCAGCCGCGGUGCAAGUGGGACAAGCCCCUCUGUUAAAGCUUCAUCUGCCACACUAUCGCGUCACAGGACUGACAUGUCGGUUGACACAGCAAAGGACGCUAGAGCUUGUAUCAUCGGCGCGAUACAGAAGAGUGCUCCAUCAGCGGCGGGGGCGCCAGGGAGUCGCGAUGUCUGUGGCGGUGCCGCCUUAGCUGGUAGCCCUGCUGGAUCUGUUGUGGCAAGGUCAUCGCCCACACGUGCCUCUCUCGAGGGCAGUGCUGCCAAUGGAAGUCGUGGCUUUGUCAGCGACGCCGCCGGCGGUGGUGCGGGUUCCUCCCCCUUUCUGCCGGUCACCCCAGCUUCCACGGUCACCACCGCAGCCAGCGCGUCCAUUAAGCAGGACCCGGGGUACAUUCCGUGGCCGACGUACCUGAGGAUCGUUGCGGCCGCCGCGCCGCCGUUCCUAGCCUUUGGGAUGCUGGAUAAUUCCACUCUUGUCCUCGCCGGCGGCGCAAUCGACAACGCCCUAUCCGGCAGCCUGGGUCUCUCGCAGAUGGCCGCCGCCAGUCUCGGCGGCGUUGUCAGCGGGGUGGCGGGAAUUCAAGUGCACGGCCUAGCAGAGCGUUAUACGCGGGCAGCACCGCCACGUCUGACGAUGGAACAGCAGCGCAGCGAUGCCUACUCGCGUGCCACGCAGGCGGGGAACACGCUGGGGAUGGUGGUUGGGCUCAUCCUUGGCAUGACCCCGCUGCUGUUCAUGGGCGGGUCGAUGCAGUUGGCAGAGCAGGAGGAGCGCGACCGUCACCACUUCCAGCGAGAGGCUGCGCGCAGUCACCAGCGUCACUGCAAGGCGAUGGAGAAGGAAGAGGCAACACUGCGGCAGCGGUUGUGGGAGGAGGAGGGGGCAGCGCGGGAGGCGCUGCUGCGAGGCGACGACAGAAUGCAACUUCUCCGCCCUGUUCAAGGAUUGAGCAGGCAGACAUGA
Leishmania mexicana MHOM/GT/2001/U1103 is the source of this 2106-nucleotide messenger RNA. RefSeq lists its product as hypothetical. Bases 1 to 2106 code for a protein of 701 amino acids. Gene Ontology annotation, cellular component: mitochondrion. The record is from RefSeq and is a predicted model, not a curated record. NCBI's taxonomy places the organism in Eukaryota, Euglenozoa, Kinetoplastea, Trypanosomatida, Trypanosomatidae. Gene Ontology annotation, molecular function: calcium ion binding. The transcript has a single exon.